Capsella rubella is the source of this 1629-nucleotide messenger RNA. Its product is annotated as high affinity nitrate transporter 2.6. The transcript is spliced from 4 exons. Lineage: Eukaryota; Viridiplantae; Streptophyta; Magnoliopsida; Brassicales; Brassicaceae. Gene Ontology annotation, molecular function: nitrate transmembrane transporter activity. The coding region runs from base 1 to 1629 and encodes 542 amino acids. Gene Ontology annotation, cellular component: plasma membrane; plant-type vacuole membrane. Gene Ontology annotation, biological process: cellular response to nitrate; nitrate transmembrane transport. The record is from RefSeq and is a predicted model, not a curated record.
AUGGCUUACCAAACCGAAGAAGAAGGCUCAAUUGGUACCUCCAUGCAUGGAGUCACGGCGAGGGAACAAGUCUUCUCCUUCUCUGUCCAAGGCAAAGAUGUACCUUCAUCUCACACCGUCCAGUCCAAUGAUCAAACGGCUAAGUUUGCAUUGCCGGUUGACUCAGAACAUAGAGCAAAAGUGUUCAAACCAUUCUCGUUCGCCAAACCACACAUGAGAGCUUUCCACUUAGGAUGGAUCUCUUUCUUCACUUGCUUCAUCUCCACGUUUGCGGCUGCACCUCUCGUUCCCAUCAUCAGAGAUAAUCUUGAUUUGACCAAGAAUGAUAUUGGAAACGCUGGAGUCGCCUCGGUUUCUGGAGCCAUUUUCUCUAGGCUCGCUAUGGGAGCUGUUUGUGACUUGCUCGGUGCUAGGUACGGGACGGCGUUUUUGCUGAUGCUAUCAGCUCCAACAGUGUUCAGUAUGUCCUUUGUGUCUGACGCUGGUGGCUACUUAGCUGUCCGGUUCAUGAUUGGUUUUUGUCUAGCCACGUUCGUGUCUUGUCAAUACUGGACAAGCGUCAUGUUCAAUGGCAAGAUCAUCGGACUUGUCAACGGAUGUGCCGGAGGGUGGGGAGACAUGGGAGGAGGCGUGACUCAGCUACUCAUGCCUAUGGUCUUCAACGUCAUCAAACUCGCCGGAGCUAGUCCUUUCAUGGCGUGGAGGAUCGCUUUCUUCGUCCCCGGGUUUCUACAGGUGAUUAUGGGCAUUCUUGUGCUCACUCUUGGACAAGAUCUUCCUGAUGGAAACCUAAGUACUCUACAGAAGAAAGGAGAUGUUUCCAAAGACAAGUUCUCCAAGGUGUUUUGGUAUGCUGUGAUGAACUACAGAACAUAUGUCUUGUUCCUUCUCUAUGGAUUUUCCAUGGGAAUCGAAAUGACAAUUAACAAUGUUAUCUCAGAGUACUUCUACGACAGGUUUCAACUGCAACUCCACACAGCUGGUAUGAUAGCAGCCAGCUUUGGUAUGGCUAACUUCUUUGCUCGUCCUCUUGGUGGCUAUGCAUCUGACAUGUCAGCUCGAUAUUUCGGCAUGAGAGGGCGUUUAUGGACCCUUUGGAUCUUACAAACUUCUGGUGGUCUAUUCUGUGUUUGGCUCGGCCGUGCUACUUCACUUCCUAUAGCUAUUUUAGCCAUGAUGCUCUUCUCAGUCGGCGUGCAAGCUGCUUGUGGGGCAAUCUUCGGCAUUGUUCCUUUCGUCUCGCGUCGCUCUCUAGGGCUAAUAUCAGGACUGACCGGCGCAGGAGGAAAUUUCGGAUCGGGACUAACUCAGCUAGUUUUUUUCUCUUCAUCAAGAUUCCACACUGCCGAUGGCUUGUCGCUAAUGGGAAUCAUGGCGACGAUUUUUACGCUUUUGGUCGCGUUUAUACAUUUUCCUCAAUGGGGAAGUAUGUUUUUUGGACCAACAAGUGAUGAGAAGAAAGCAAAGGAAGAGCAUUAUUACGCAGCUGAGUGGACUGAGGAAGAGAAGCGGCAAGGAUUGCAUGAAGGUAGCCUUAAAUUCGCAGAGAAUAGUCGGUCGGAAAGAGGAAAAAGAGCAGCUUCCGACGGUGCCUCUUCGCCGGAAAAUGAAAAUCAGGCUCAUGUUUAG